AUGAUCAUCUCCAUUCCAAUCACCAUCGGUGUGGCCGUAACCUAUUUUGUGUGCUGCGCCGUAUACAACCUAUGGUUCCAUCCUCUUGCGAAACAGCCAGGGCCGUUCUUUGCUCGUAUCUCAGGCAUUCCCUCAUUCUACCACGCCUGCAUAGGAGACCGUCACAUUUGGUCUUGGAGGCAGUUCCAGAUUUAUGGCGACAAAUUCCGAGCGACUCCAAAUCUUCUUCUCUUCCAGACACCUGAAGCUUACAAUGCCAUGUUCGGUCACAAAGCGAACGUCAAGAAGUCCCCGUUCUAUGAAGUAUGGAGGCGUAACAAACACGACCUCAACACAUUAGGCUGUACCGAUGUUGAAACGCACGCCAGGAGGAGAAAAGCCCUCUCACUAGCUUUUACCGAUCAGUCAGUCAAGGCUACCGUACCUUUUGUAGCUCGGCAUGUCGAUCGCUGGAACGAGUUACUGCCCGGUGAGAUUUUCGGUGUCGAGGGAUGGUCUGGACCGCAGAACCUUACGGAGUGGACUGACUUCUUGCUCUUCGACAUGUUCGGUGACAUCUGUUUCGGCAGUUCCAACAAUACCAAAGAGCCUGGGCCGAACAAUCUGAAGCGUAUUCCGUACAACAUCACUAGAUACCUGCGCUUUUAUAAUCCUCUCGCCAAGUCACCAUUUCGAAGCUUGUUGCUUUGGCUCAAGCCUCGUGGUUUGGAUAACUUGAUGAAGCUCAUCACUCCGAAGGAGAUCAAAGAGUACUUUGCCUUUACUGAAAAUCUGGCCAUGAGCCGCGUCGAGUCUGAAAGGAAGAACGAAACCGAAAAACGUCCAGCUGAGCGUGAAGACAUGUUCCACUUCUUGUGCACAGCCAAGGACCCAGAGACGGGUGAUUUUGCGCUGAGUACCGAAAACUUGAUAGCCGAUGCAAAUCUGCUCACUGUUGCCGGCUCAGACACCACGAGUGCGACAGUAACCGCGCUCUUCUUCUUCCUCACUCGCAACCCGAAAGUGUACACAAAGCUGGUCCAUGAGAUUAGGAACAACUUCGGCAGUGCUGAAGAUAUCGGCUCAGGUCCGGAUCUGAUGGCAAAAUGCGAGUACCUCAGAGCAGCGGUGUAUGAGACCUUGCGCCUCUCGCCAGCUGGCCCUAGCGAGCUUGAACGCACUGUACUUUCGGGUGGCAUCAGGAUCGCUGGCGAACAUAUUCCUGGAGGUAUCACGAUCGGAGUGCCCAAGUGGUCGCUCGGCCGGAAUGAAGCCCUCUGGGGUGAUUACAACACCUUCCGCCCAGAGAGAUGGAUCGCCUCCGAUUCGAAUACGCAAGAUGAGGUGAACCACUUGAAGCGAUCCUUCCAUCCUUUCUCCAAGGGCGUAGGGAGCUGCCUAGGUCAGAAGAUGGCAAUGAUACAACUUUGCAUGAUUGUUGGAAGAACUCUCUGGAGAUACGACGUGCGACAGGCUCCUGGACAAUGCGUCGGAGAAGGUCGUCCUGAUCUUGGCUGGGGCAGAAGGAACCGUGGCCACUUCCAGCUGAGAGACGCGUACAUUUCUCUCCGUGAAGGCCCGAUCGUCCAGUUCAAGAAGCGGGUGCUAUGA
Messenger RNA from Alternaria postmessia, 1590 nucleotides. RefSeq lists its product as uncharacterized. The record is from RefSeq and is a predicted model, not a curated record. The transcript is spliced from 4 exons. NCBI's taxonomy places the organism in Eukaryota, Fungi, Ascomycota, Dothideomycetes, Pleosporales, Pleosporaceae. Gene Ontology annotation, molecular function: monooxygenase activity; iron ion binding; oxidoreductase activity, acting on paired donors, with incorporation or reduction of molecular oxygen. The coding region runs from base 1 to 1590 and encodes 529 amino acids.